This is a messenger RNA of Sodiomyces alkalinus F11, 1504 nucleotides long. RefSeq lists its product as hypothetical. The record is from RefSeq and is a predicted model, not a curated record. NCBI's taxonomy places the organism in Eukaryota, Fungi, Ascomycota, Sordariomycetes, Glomerellales, Plectosphaerellaceae. The transcript has a single exon. The coding region runs from base 259 to 1380 and encodes 373 amino acids.
GACGCCCCUUUUCCAGGUGGCUUGCUUAGAGUUGCUGGGUAAAAGCAAAUUAUUGGUUCAGCGGAAUUAAGGACCUUUUUUUCCUCAUCGGUUGGAUAAGCUGGCCUAAAAGAAAAGAGUGAUUGGAUUUGACGUGUGGGAGAGGGCUGGAGUAUUUAAGUACGGUGUUUGGCGUCGCAGCUCUCUCUACGUUGGUUAUCAUUUCUUCGACUUCUCUAUACGCGAAACCGUUACUUGCACAAGUCGAAGUCAGGACCCAUGACAUCCGAUCAGGCCUUGCAUAGACCGUCAAUCUCGAGCGACUUGCCUUGUCCCAUGGAUCUGUCAAUUUCACCCCCCAACUCCAAACACACAGCCGAGGCCGAGUUCCCCUUCACGAGCUUGCCCUAUGAGCUUCGGCAGCAUGUUUAUCACUGGAUCUGGCUCCAGAACCCACUUGAUCCUCAAAGAUUAAACCCGAAAACGGAACGAGGAACUAUUUCUCUCAGAGCUCGUUUUCGGGAGGACCCCCUCUUCCUUCACUUCUUGGAAUCGACGCUGUAUAUCACCGAGGCCGUUCGAUCCGAAGAAAAAGACAACGCCAAACGCGGCACAGUGCAGCAGCCUAAGACGGGCGAGAAUAAAGAAGAGCCCCGAUUGUUGUCGCCAUAUCGUCCUGCGUGCUAUCUUCCCGCGGCUCUGCUCCGCUGCAGCAAGCAGGUAUAUCGGGAGGCUCGGGAGGUUCCAUUUCGGAAGAAUGAAUUUUGCUUUCUGAACCGGUGGUCGUCGGGCCUGCUGGCCGCUUGGAGAACCGCCUCUCGGCUCGCGCCAUGGCAGCUGUCCGUCUUGCGUCAAGUCCACAUUGAGCUCACGCUCCCGUGUCCGUACAAGUGGAUCGAGCUCUGCCGCUUCUUCUCUCGUGGGUUGUGGAGGCUGCGACUUCGAGUUACUUUGGCCAGUAGGGAAUACUGGGAGCUCGUGAGAUCUGGUUCUCUCUUCCUGGGCCAUGUGGACGCAGAGCAAAAGACGCUGUAUACACCUAUGAGGAGGGAACUGAACGUUCCCGAAUUCUUUGGUGCGCAACCUCCGUGCAACUUGGGUCAUGAAUUGGCGUUGGUCAAAGGCGGCCUGCGCGGCCUGUAUUCGUUGCGGGUGCUCGAAAUCGAAUUAUCGAAUUUCCCUUGGAGCGACGACGAGAAGCUCUCGUGGUGCUCUGCUCUGCAGGCUGAUCUCAACCUCCGCAGAGAAGGCACAGGUGCACCCCCCGUGACAGUCACCUACGUCUCGUCGGUAGAUCCCGAAAGUUCGACUGACAGUGGCCACGAGAUGACAUUGGAUGUACUAAACACAUCCCUUUUACACCGCGCGCUCAUGAACGGGGUUCUGACAAGGGUUUGUUGAAGCGGAAACGAAGCAGGAGACGAGGCUAUCAGUUCUCAGUCACCCCCUUUUCGACGCAGAAUUCCUUGCCCUGGGUGGCUCAAAAAUAUGGAGGUUCUCAUGUGUAUUGUUGAGGUCCUUUGGU